Molecule: messenger RNA, 1810 nt
Organism: Chenopodium quinoa (quinoa)
Lineage: Eukaryota; Viridiplantae; Streptophyta; Magnoliopsida; Caryophyllales; Amaranthaceae
Product: shaggy-related protein kinase alpha-like
Exons: 13
Coding region: 226-1449 (407 amino acids)
Biological process (GO): signal transduction; protein phosphorylation
Cellular component (GO): cytoplasm
Molecular function (GO): ATP binding; protein serine/threonine kinase activity
Source: RefSeq, a predicted model, not a curated record
AACAAAAACACUCAGACACCCUCUUCAUCUUUCUCUCUCCUCCGUAUGGAUCUGUUCUUCCCUUUUUCAUUCUCUCUCUAAUUUUCUCUCUCCUAUUUUUUUUUUGAUCCAAACCUCUGUUCCUUUCUUUCUUCUUGGUGUAAUCUGCUGUUUUUCGCCUGUAAAUUUCGCAAUUGAUCGAUGAUUGAGUGAUUGAGUUGAAUUAAACGAACGUUGUAAGCAAGUAUGGCUUCAGUAGGUGUUGCACCUACUACUGGUAUUAGAGACUCUAGUGGUAAUGGUGUUGAUAAGCUUCCCGAGGAAAUGAAUGACAUGAAAAUUAGAGAUGAUAAGGAUAUGGAACCAACAGUUGUUGAUGGCAAUGGCACCGAGACCGGGCAUAUAAUAGUGACAACAAUCGGCGGGAAGAAUGGCCAGCCAAAGCAGACUAUUAGCUACAUGGCAGAGCGUGUUGUUGGACAUGGUUCUUUUGGGGUUGUUUUUCAGGCAAAGUGCUUAGAAACAGGGGAAACUGUGGCUAUAAAAAAGGUUCUUCAGGACAAGAGGUACAAAAAUCGCGAGUUGCAGACAAUGCGUCUUCUUGACCACCCAAAUGUCGUGUCUUUGAAACAUUGUUUCUUUUCAACAACGGAUAAGGACGAACUGUACCUUAAUUUGGUGCUUGAGUAUGUUCCGGAAACUGUCCAUCGCGUGAUCAAGCACUAUAAUAAAAUGAACCAGAGGAUGCCUCUGAUUUAUGUUAAACUAUACACUUACCAGAUUUUCAGAGCCUUGUCAUACAUUCAUCGCUCUAUUGGUGUUUGUCAUCGUGAUAUUAAGCCUCAAAAUCUCCUGGUAAAUCCUCAUACGCACCAGCUGAAGCUUUGUGACUUUGGAAGCGCAAAAGUUCUGAUAAAAGGCGAGCCUAAUAUUUCUUAUAUCUGCUCUAGAUACUAUAGAGCACCAGAGCUAAUAUUCGGAGCAACAGAAUACACUACAGCUAUUGACGUCUGGUCUGCUGGCUGUGUGCUUGCAGAACUGCUUCUUGGACAGCCUCUAUUUCCUGGCGAGAGCGGAGUUGAUCAGCUUGUUGAGAUUAUAAAGGUGUUGGGCACUCCAACGAGAGAAGAAAUCAAGUGUAUGAAUCCCAACUACACGGAAUUCAAAUUCCCCCAAAUUAAAGCUCAUCCAUGGCACAAGAUAUUUCACAAACGAAUGCCUCCUGAGGCUGUUGACUUGGUUUCUAGGCUCCUACAGUAUUCUCCUAAUCUCCGAUGUUCAGCUCUGGAUGCCUUGACUCAUCCCUUUUUUGAUGAGCUUAGAGACCUAAACACCCGCUUGCCAAAUGGACGCUUUCUACCCCCGCUGUUUAACUUCAAGCCGCUUGUGUUGAAAGGAGUGCCAGCAGAAACAGUUGUCCGAUUGAUCCCCGAGCAUGCAAGAAAGCAGUGUUCAUUUCUUGGAUUGUGAAAUCAAAUUUGAUGAGAUUAUGAAGAGCAGAGGAAAUCAUUAUUAUUAUGGAAGAUGUGGUUUCGUAGUCUAAAUAUCUGUUCCUUUUUACUCCUUUACAUAUUUUCUGGUGCCCCCUUCUAUGUUAGUAUCUUUUUCCCCCUUACACCCUAUGUUGUAAAAGCAGCUUUUAGAGAGAGAAAUGAACAAUUGCAAGUCCUGCACAAGACCUGAAUAUGGCUGUCUUUUUUUUUUUUUUUUUUUUUUUUUUUACUAUGGUUUAUAUUUCUAACUGGUUGUAAUUUAUCACCGAAAGUAACAGCCAACCUUAAUCGGAAGUGUAUGUUGUGAUAUAGAAUUAUGGUUCGAUGGUUGCGCCUCA